UACUUAAACAUGCUGAAGAAAAUCAAGUUGCUAGCCAGUUUGUGAAGUCAUGUCUUGAUGAUCUUAGGGACUUGGCUUAAGAUAUGGAGGACAUACUUAAAGAGUUUGUGAUUGAUGCCAAGAGGUCCGAAUUGAUUGCAGAAUCUGAUGCCAGAGCCAAGAAGCGACAAAAAAUCGCUUCCAUUGUCAUGAAUUUAUUUAGAUCUAAGGCCAAGCUUAAUCCAAAGAUCAGUUCCGUGGUGAAGGAUCUGAAUGGUAGAUUGCAGAAAAUUGACAAUGGGAUGCAUAGUUUGGGCCUGACCAAUUGGGCUUUGAAACUUGAAGACAAGUCUCACAAAGUAGCUGCAAAAAGAUUACCUGAGUCUUCUCUUCUUGAAGAUAUGGUGUUGGGUCGAGAUAGUGAUAAACAAGCUAUUCUUCAAAGGUUGCUAGAAGAUGGAGCCAGUCUUGAACAGGACUUUGUUAUUCCCAUUGUUGGAAUGGGUGGAAUAGGCAAGACAACUCUUGCUCGGCUCAUUUACAAUGAUGAGAAAUUGGAAGGCAAGUUUGACUUGAAGGCAUGGGUUUGUGUUGCUGAUGUAUUUGAUGUUCCAAAAAUAACAAGAACCAUUUUAGAACAGGUAACUAGGAGAAAGUGUGAUCUUGAUGAUUUCGAUUCACUUCAAAAGGAAUUGAAAGGGAAGUUAUCUGGGCGCAAGUUUUUUCUUAUAUUGGAUGAUGUUUGGAAUAAGGAAUAUGGCAACUGGGAUAAAUUGAAGAGACCUUUCAUGUCAGGAGCUCUUGGAAGUAAAAUAAUUGUUACAACUCAAAAUAAGGAUGUUGGGAUGAUGAUCAAAGGAGAUGAUCAAGUUUAUAAUUUAGAAUUGCUACAAGAUGAUGCUUGUUUGCCAUUAUUUACACAACAUGCACUGGGGAAAGAGAACUUUGAUGCGCACCUAAACCUACAAGAUGUUGGUGAGAAACUUGUUGAGAGGUGCAAAAGAUUGCCAUUGGCACUAAAACACUGGGUGGCGUCUUGCGGGGAAAGCUGUGUCGUGAUGAGUGGGAGAAUAUAUUAAAUAGUGACAUAUGGAGUUUAUCAGAAGAUAGAAGUGGAAUUCUUCCUGCUUUAAGAUUGAGCUACAAUGAUCUUCCUUGUCACUUGAAGCGAUGCUUUGUUUAUUGUGCUUUGUUCCCUAAAGACUAUGAAUUUGACAAAAAGGAGUUGGUUCUGUUAUGGAUGGCUGAAGGC
This is a messenger RNA of Rubroshorea leprosula, 1231 nucleotides long. The record is from the annotation of a GenBank genome assembly. NCBI's taxonomy places the organism in Eukaryota, Viridiplantae, Streptophyta, Magnoliopsida, Malvales, Dipterocarpaceae.